Paramecium tetraurelia is the source of this 372-nucleotide messenger RNA. RefSeq lists its product as uncharacterized. The record is from RefSeq and is a predicted model, not a curated record. The transcript is spliced from 2 exons. NCBI's taxonomy places the organism in Eukaryota, Ciliophora, Oligohymenophorea, Peniculida, Parameciidae.
AUGGAGAUGCCAUAAAAUAAUAAAGCCAUUGGAACACAUUAAUAGGACAAUAUUUACGGGUACUUACUAUAAAAAUAAGAUAUAAAUGGAAAGUUCAAUUAUUCUUACUUUAUAAUUGGAGAAUUUUCUAUAUUCAUCUUAAUUAUGUUGAAUCAUUCAUAGUUUAUAUAAAAAUACUAUACGUAACUUAUCUCGCAAGAAAAAAUAAAUAUUAUAUAGCCUAAGGAAGAGAAGGAAGUAGAAUCUUUGGUUUCUGUCUUUAUAUAGGAAAUAACGAAGGUUGGAGAAUAUUUAGUAUAGAAUAUAUAUCAGGCCAGAAAACAUAAAUAAAAUAAGAAAAGAGUGUUGGCUGUAACUUCUGUUUUAUUUUGA